AAAUACAAGCAACGCAUAACUAGCAUUUUCUUCUUUUCCUUUUCCCCCAUUGCAGAGUAAAGAAAAAGAAAAAGCAAAAUGUUGUUGGUGACAUUAUAUUUCUUUCUCUUUUACAUAAAGGAGAGUGAACAACAUCAAUCAUUCACACAACAACCAACAUACUAGACAGCAACCAACUUUAAUCAACAUAUAUUCCCUUUCUCUUAAUUAAUCACCACUCUCCCUAAUCAUGCAUGCAUGCUAUGCUACAUCAUAAAUAAAAUAUUCCUCCCAAAUUUCAAAUUACUAAGUAUGAGAUGAGACCACGCAUGACUUUCACUUCCUUUAUUAAUCAUUUUCAUUUUUAAAACAUCCAUAUCAACAACAUUAACAUUGCUGUUUGUUUCCACUUCCCGCCAUAACAACUUCAUCUUCAUUCAAUCAUGAACUAUGUCAUCAUGUUCUUCUUCUUCCUCUUCCUAAGCAUCUACAUUGUACCAUGUCUAACACAUAAUGACACACAAGCACUUACUCUUUUCCGCCAACAAACCGACACACACGGUCAACUCCUUACCAACUGGACCGGACCUGAGGCUUGCUCGGCCUCAUGGCACGGUGUCACUUGCACGCCAAACAACCGUGUCACAACCCUCGUACUUCCUUCCCUCAAUCUCCGAGGACCCAUUGACGCUCUUUCUUCUCUCACCCAUCUACGCCUCCUUGAUCUCCAUAACAACCGCCUGAAUGGCACUGUUUCAGCGUCUCUCCUAUCCAACUGCACAAACCUCAAACUCCUCUACCUUGCCGGAAACGACUUUUCCGGCCAAAUCCCACCGGAAAUCUCCUCCCUAAACAACCUCCUCCGUCUUGACCUCUCCGACAACAACCUCGCUGGAGAUAUUCCUAACGAAAUCUCCCGUUUAACUAACCUUCUCACAUUAAGGCUUCAGAACAACGCACUCUCUGGUAACAUCCCUGACCUCUCUUCCAUUAUGCCGAAUCUCACAGAGCUCAACAUGACAAACAAUGAAUUCUACGGCAAAGUACCGAACACAAUGCUUAACAAAUUCGGAGAUGAAAGCUUCUCCGGCAAUGAAGGUUUAUGUGGUUCAAAACCUUUCCAAGUUUGUUCCUUAACAGAGAACAGUCCUCCUUCCUCUGAACCGGUUCAGACAGUUCCUUCAAACCCGAGUUCUUUCCCUGCAACAAGCGUGAUCGCAAGACCAAGAAGCCAACAUCAUAAAGGGUUAAGCCCUGGUGUAAUUGUAGCAAUUGUGGUGGCAAUUUGUGUUGCAUUGUUAGUGGUAACAUCGUUUGUUGUUGCUCACUGUUGUGCCAGAGGGAGAGGUGUUAAUAGUAAUUCCUUAAUGGGUAGUGAGGCUGGGAAGAGAAAGAGUUAUGGUAGUGAGAAGAAGGUGUAUAAUUCAAAUGGUGGGGGUGGUGAUAGUAGUGAUGGGACUAGUGGAACUGAUAUGAGUAAGCUUGUGUUUUUUGAUAGGAGGAAUGGAUUUGAGUUGGAAGAUUUGUUGCGUGCAUCUGCUGAGAUGCUUGGGAAGGGUAGUUUGGGAACUGUUUAUAGGGCAGUGCUUGAUGAUGGUAGUACGGUUGCUGUCAAGAGGCUUAAAGAUGCAAAUCCUUGUGCUAGGCAUGAAUUUGAACAGUAUAUGGAUGUGAUUGGGAAGCUUAAACACCCUAACAUUGUUAAACUUAGAGCUUAUUAUUAUGCCAAGGAAGAAAAGCUUCUUGUCUAUGAUUAUCUCUCCAAUGGGAGCUUGCAUGCUCUUCUUCAUGGGAACCGUGGACCAGGGAGGAUUCCAUUGGAUUGGACAACAAGAAUAAGCUUGGUAUUGGGAGCAGCAAGAGGGCUUGCUAGGAUCCAUACAGAGUACAGUGCAGCAAAAGUGCCACAUGGGAACGUGAAAUCAUCCAAUGUACUACUUGACAAGAACGGUGUUGCUUGCAUAUCUGACUUUGGGUUGUCACUACUGUUAAACCCUGUUCAUGCAACUGCACGAUUGGGUGGGUACAGAGCACCUGAACAGACAGAACAAAAGAGACUGUCUCAGCAAGCUGAUGUCUACAGUUUUGGAGUGUUGCUGUUGGAAGUUCUCACAGGGAAAGCUCCUUCGUUACAGUAUCCUUCCCCGGCGAAUCGCCCUCGUAAGGUCGAAGAGGAAGAAACUGUGGUGGAUCUUCCCAAAUGGGUUCGAUCAGUCGUGAGAGAAGAGUGGACUGGGGAGGUUUUUGAUCAAGAACUUCUGCGAUACAAGAACAUUGAGGAAGAGCUUGUGUCAAUGCUGCAUGUUGGGUUGGCUUGUGUGGUGCAGCAGCCAGAGAAGAGGCCAACUAUGGUAGAUGUUGUUAAAAUGAUUGAGGAUAUCAGAGUGGAGCAAUCUCCUCUGUGUGAGGACUAUGACGAAUCACGCAAUUCGCUUUCACCUUCCAUUCCCACCACUGAAGAUGGUCUUGCUUAGGAAAUUAUAGUACAAUAUUGUUGUCUGUUAUAUAUGUAUGUAUGUCAUUCUAGCUCAUGAGGGAGGAGUAUUAUUUAACUUAUCUUUGCCAGUUGCAUUGUGUUGCAGCAAAUUAGCUUAGCUCUUCAAUCAUAUUAAGUUCUUUGUAAAAUUUGUUGGCUUUGUGUAAUUCCAUUGUUGAACGUGGCAGAAAUCUGAGAAUCUUCAGCUUGAGUUUGGAAUAAAGCCUUGUCUGCUUGAAUUGUAUCUGCACUGUGAAUCCGCAAUCAUUUGUUGUCUACCACACUUCUUUACUCAAAAAUCUACCUUUGAUUUAAAA
Medicago truncatula (barrel medic) is the source of this 2772-nucleotide messenger RNA. RefSeq names its product leucine-rich repeat receptor-like protein kinase PXC1. Gene Ontology annotation, molecular function: ATP binding; protein kinase activity. The transcript is spliced from 2 exons. The coding region runs from base 423 to 2453 and encodes 676 amino acids. Lineage: Eukaryota; Viridiplantae; Streptophyta; Magnoliopsida; Fabales; Fabaceae. Gene Ontology annotation, biological process: protein phosphorylation. The record is from RefSeq and is a predicted model, not a curated record.